AUUGGGCGCUGCCACUGAAAAGAAGAGGGUGUAGGGCUCAGUUGUUUUUCUCCAGCUUCAACGAUAGUUUGCAGACUCUCUUCCCGUCUUGUGUGUAAACUGAUCCGUACAGGCUCUGUGUAUUUUCUUGGGAGAGAGAGAGGGGGAGGAGUGAGAGAAGAUACUCCGUCCCUAUUUUUCUUGGCUGCUGUACCGCGGGCGUUACAGUUCAAAGUGCAGUUUCUUGCCAAUUCAUCAGGGCGGACUUAAACCAAAGGUGUGUUCGUCUUUGAAUCUGAAACGCAUCUGAAUUCAUUCUGUGUUUACGUUUUUUGGGCGUGAAGAAAAAUCUCUUGUCGUGGGGAAAAUGCCAAACUUCCAAACCGUGUCAUAUUUCCCGGGAUUUAGAGCGUCGUUGCUCGCUCGCUCCCUUCGGCAUCUCACAAUGUUUUCUCUCCCGGGGAAGAUCUGAACUUUUACGGACGGUGACAACGUAGACAAUAGGACUUCGUUCGGGUUUUGGUUGUAAAAAGAGAGGAGACGAACCGAUUAGGACAGCGAGUUCGUGUUCAACUACCAAUUCCUGAGAUGGCCAAGGAAGUUGUGCAGAACUUCCCCAACAUCCCAAAUUGAUAUGGAACCUUCAAAAACACAUGGAGCAACUGCGAAAUGAAAUGUCUGAGGAUAUACUAAAAAUGUCUGAGUUCAACAAAGCCAACAACUGCUUCAUGUGUGCCACUGAUAAAGAACCUGGAUGUGGCCCAAAGACUGACUGGAGAUGGCGUGGCGGUGGGUCCUGGCUGCCAUCUUGGCGAUGUCGUCUCUCUCCCUCCUCGGCUCCGCCUACAACGAGUUCACCUCUGACACCCUCAUCAACAACGUAGUCCAGGACCCAAUCACCAGCCGGCUGUAUGUGGGCACGGUCAACGCCCUCUACCAACUGGACCAAUCCCUGCACCCCGAGGCACACACCAGAACAGGACCCGAAUUGGACAACCGCCAGUGUACCCCGCCCGUGACUUCCUGCGAGGAAGCAGUGGAGACAGACAACCAUAACAAACUGCUCCUCAUUCAUCCAUCCAAAGACACCUUGAUAGUGUGUGGGAGUCUGUACAGAGGAAUCUGUUCUCUGAGGAACCUGUCUAAUGUAGAGCAGCUGCUGUACUUCAGCGAUAGUAACGGAGAGAAGUCGUACGUGGCCAGUGCUGAGGAGAGUGUGUCAGUAGUAGGGGUCAUGUCUUACUACUUCAGCAAGGACAAGGAGAACUUCACCGUCUUCCUGGUGGCUAAGGGCUAUGGCAGCCAUGACAGCACCAAGCUGAUCAGCACCCGUAUCCUCCAGGUCCAUCAUGACUGGGUGUUGUUCGACAGCAUCAUCGAGGCCUCGGCCGUCCAAUCCAACCCCUUCACACUGCGCUACCUCCAUGACUUCAGACACGUCUUCAAGGACGAGGGCUUUGUCUACUUCCUGUUCUCCAGAACCCUGGGCGCCCAGGAUUCAGGAACCAAGAACUUCACCUUUAUCUCCAGGAUGUGUGAGAACGACCACAACUACUACUCGUACACAGAGCUCCAGCUGAACUGCAGCGCGGGGAACAAGUACAACAAGGUCCAGGCAGCCUACGUGGCCCUCCCAGGAGAGGCCCUGGCCAGGAAUAUGAGCUCCUCUGGCCGGUACGGACCGGUUGGAGCCCAGGAUAAGGUUGUGUUUGUGGUGUUCAGCUCGGACGACGACAGCUCCAGCUCGGCAGUGUGUAUGUACCCACUGAGGGCCAUCAACCAGAGACUGGUGGAGAUCAUAGGAGCCUGCUACAGCACCAAGGGACAAAUAAACAAGACGUCUGCCGUCUACUCCCCGUACUCCUCCAAGUCAGACGAGCUGUGUAAAAUUGAAAAUGAGAAGGGCAUGGUGACCAAACAAAAGUGUGGUGCUGAGCUCCUGCCCUCCCCGCUGGCCAGCAGGGCAGAGUUCGCCCUGGCAACCGACCCCGUUUUCACCAAGAAGGGCCUGAUGACCGCUGUGGCCGUCGCUGUGGAAACGGAGCACGCCGUUGCCUUCCUGGGGACCACUUUAGGAGAGGUGUUGAAGCUGCACCUGUCGACCAGUCCAGAGGUGUACGGCCGCGCCCCUGGGGAGAACACCGGGGACAAGGUCAACAAGAACCUGCUGUUUGACACCAGCCUCACACACCUCUACAUCACCACAGAGAAGAAGAUCACCAAGGUGCCAGUGCAGGCGUGCCACCUGAAGACAGACUGCCAGUCCUGCGUGGCACAGAAAGACCCCUACUGUGGCUGGUGUGUGCUGCAGGGCAAGUGUACCAGGAAGGGAGACUGUCCCAGGGCUGAGGAUGACAACACGUGGCUGUGGAGCCCCAACCAGCAGUGUGUUCAGAUCCAGGCCUUUAAACCACCCAGCUUCAGCUGUAGGAAGACCAAGCAGGUUGAAAUCGCCAUCCCCUCCCUCCCCAAGAUCGGCCCUUCUGACAUUAUCGAGUGCAGGUUUGGUUCAGACACUAGUGAAGCUGUGGUGAUGGACCAGAAGGUCACCUGUGCCCUCCCUGACCCUGUGAACAUCCCCUCUACACAUGACAAGCAGGACUUUGUGACGGUGCAGGUGAAGAUCCUGGUCAACCACGGCAUCGAGGUGACGUCCAGUGAAUACAAGUUCUACAACUGUGCCGCCACCGUCAGGAAGUCAGAGAACACUCCGUGUAUAGCAUGUGUGACCAGUGAGUGGCAGUGCCAGUGGAAUGCCGAGGACCACACCUGCAGUGACAUAGAUGAUGCUGUAGACGGAGCUCACAUCGUCAAAACCCAACAAGCUGAUAGCUGUCCUCAGUUUGAGAACCCAGACCCUCAUCUCAUCCCUGUAGGCUACCGCAUCCCCAUCAGCUUCCAAGGGAAGAACCUGGACAUUUACAAGGAUCACAUGUUUAAGAUUGGCACGGAGCUCAUGAAACACACAGAGGAAGAGUUCACCUUUAAUGAGGGGUUAAAGUUCAACUUCAAGGGUUAUGAGUUUGCCUACGACAAGGAGCAGGAGGUCAAUGUGUCCUUCCACAUCAAAGACAGAGACUCAGAGAAGAAGAUUGACAGCACUCUGACUGUGGUGCUGUAUAACUGUUCUCUGGGUCGUGAGGACUGCAGCCUGUGUAUGAACGCCGACCCCAAAUACAGCUGUGUGUGGUGUGCCGACAUGAGGUCCUGUGUGUACAGAGAAUUGUGCAGGUCCCAGGAACCAGCGCAGUGCCCCGACCCCAAGAUCACUGACAUCAUCCCUAGUUUUGGGCCUCUGAACGGUGGGAUAAUGGUGACCAUUAAAGGGUCUAACCUGGGCAUAAAGGAGGAGGACAUUAAGAAGGUGACGGUGGCUGGAGUGGACUGUGUUCACCAGGGGGACAGAUACUCUGUCUCCACCAGUGUUGUGUGUGAGAUCGGUCCGGUCCGGCCUCCUGCUUCAGUGGACCUCCCAGGUCCCAUCAACCAGGGGGUAGUGGAGGUGGAGGUGGAGGGGGGCAGGAGAGGACGGUCAGAGGUCCUCUUCACCUAUAGGGACCCCAUCCCUGAGACAGUUUCCCCCCUGAAGGGUCCUGCGGCCGGGGGAACAGUCAUCACUAUCUCUGGGAAACACCUGGAUACAGCAAAGAAGGAUGAUGUCAUUGUCACCGUGGGGGGAACGCCCUGUGAAGUGUUGUCGUUUGGCAGUGAGAUCACCUGUGAGACAGGUGUAUACAAGGGACAAAAGGUUCCAUCGGAGCUCCUGAGAGUCUCAGUGAAGUAUGGGAAGAGCACCACCAAGGACGUCCCUGACUCCUUCACCUUCCAGUACUCCGAGAACCCCAAACUCACGGACUACAGCCCCAAGACCAGCUUCGUAUGUGGAGGCAGGAGGAUCGUGUGUGUGGGCAGUGGUUUUGACCUCAUCCAGAGAGCCACCAUGAAGGUGCUGCCCUCUACUGAUGACGUCUCUCAGUCCCCUCCCAUUGAGUUCAUCCAGUCUGCCGUACAUAAGAACGACACAGUGCUGCUGUUUGACAGUCCAGCGGUGAACAGGUCCUCUGAGACCCAGUCCUUUAGAACCUUCCUCCAGCUAGACAACGUGGUAGAGGAACUGAAUUUCUUUGAGUACCACGCCGACCCAUUCUUCAAUGAACUGACCAAGAACAUCAUCACUGAAAUCAUCCUCAUCGUCACGGGUCGUGGGUUCAGCAAGGCCAUGACAGCUGAAGAAGCCCAGGCGUUCGUAGGAGAUGCCUUCUGUAAGGUGACCAUCCUGCAGGAUGACAAGCUGUUCCUGGAAGCUCCGUCCACCCAGCCCAGAGCCCGCUCCAAACGCCAGCGCAGAGACACCAGCUCCGACCCUCUGGACCUAACGAUAAAGUUUGGUAAUGGCGAGUGGGUGGUGGGCUCAGUGAACUAUGGGAGGAAGUAUGAGGUUCCUUUGGCUAUCAUCAUCCCAGCUAUCAUCGUCCCUAUGCUACUCUUCCUAGCUGUGUCCGUCUACUGCUACAGGAGGAAGCGCAAGCGGGCAGAGAGAGAGUAUGAGAAAGUAAAAAUCAAGUUGGAGAAUCUGCAGGAGAGCGUGGGAGACCGCUGGAAGGUGGAACUCACAGUGUGUGAGCCUACAUGUCAGCCCUGACGAAGGAAGCGAACAUGCCGUCUUCGUUCUCCAGAAGGGUCUCUGGUUUGUCGAUCUCCAAGAUGUUCCCUCGCUUCAUCACGAUCACCAGGUCAGCUUCCAGGAUGGUGUGGACACGAUGCUGCAUGAAGAACACACACACAGACGCACGCACACAGACAUUACAUUUGACUGAGUGUUGAAUUACACAAACAAAGAGGAAGGGAUUGUCACGUUCCUGACCUGUUUUCUGUUAGUUUUUGUAUGUGUUAGUUGGUCAGGACGUGAGUUUGGGUGGGCAGUCUAUGUUUUCUGUUUUUAUGUUGGUUUAAAGGGUGACCUGAUAUGGCUCUCAAUUAGAGGCAGGUGGUUUUCAUUUCCUCUGAUUGAGAGUCAUAUUAAGGUAGGUGUUUUCACACUGUUUGUUGUGGGUGGUUGUCUUCUGUGUCUGUGUAUGUUGCGCCACACAGGACUGUUUCGGUAUGUUUGUUUGUUCGGUUUUUGUGUUGUCUGUUUUCCCUGUUCGUGCGUUCUUCGUGUUACAUGUAAGUUCUUACGUUCAGGUCAGUCUACGUUCUUUUGUUAUUUUGUAAUCCUUCCAAGUGUUUGUUUUCGUGUUUCGUCGUUUGCUUUAAUAAAUCAUUAUGUAUUCACAA
Messenger RNA from Salvelinus fontinalis (brook trout), 5256 nucleotides. Its product is annotated as plexin-B2-like. The transcript is spliced from 28 exons. NCBI's taxonomy places the organism in Eukaryota, Metazoa, Chordata, Actinopteri, Salmoniformes, Salmonidae. The coding region runs from base 758 to 4621 and encodes 1287 amino acids. Gene Ontology annotation, cellular component: semaphorin receptor complex. The record is from RefSeq and is a predicted model, not a curated record. Gene Ontology annotation, molecular function: protein binding; semaphorin receptor activity. Gene Ontology annotation, biological process: regulation of GTPase activity; regulation of cell shape; positive regulation of axonogenesis.